Ochotona princeps (American pika) is the source of this 1260-nucleotide messenger RNA. Its product is annotated as PRAME family member 12-like. The record is from RefSeq and is a predicted model, not a curated record. Lineage: Eukaryota; Metazoa; Chordata; Mammalia; Lagomorpha; Ochotonidae. Gene Ontology annotation, cellular component: cytoplasm. Gene Ontology annotation, biological process: negative regulation of cell differentiation; positive regulation of cell population proliferation; negative regulation of apoptotic process. Bases 1 to 1260 code for a protein of 419 amino acids. The transcript is spliced from 3 exons.
AUGAGCAGCAUGUCCCCACAGAGACUCCUGCACUUGGCACAGAAGAGCCUGCUGGGUCAUGAGGCCUUGGCCAUCCUUAGUCUGGAACAGCUUCCCAGAGAGAUGUUCCCUGCACUAUUCCUGGAAGCUUUCAACAGGAGGCUCCUGAACAUCCUGAAGGCCAUGGUGAGGGUCUGGCCCUUCCACUUCCUCCCUCUGGGCGCCCUCAUGAAGAGUCCUCAGGUGGACAUCCUGAAUGCUGUGUUGGAUGGGCUCGAUAUGAAGUACACCCAGAAGUCUGACUCCAGGAGAGGGAAGCUGCACGUGCUGGAUUUACGGGAUGUUGGUCUGAAUUUCUGGAAGGUGUGGGCUGAGUGCACAGAUGAUGCCUGCUCUCCUGAGCCCAAGAUGAGGAGACAGCCAGUGGAGCACAAGGGGCCCAAGUCAGCCUUGAAGGUCAUAGCCAACAUCUACCUCCUGGAAGUCAUUCACGAUGCAUUCCUCACCCACCUGCUUCUCUGGGUGAUGGAGAGAGCCAGCCUGGUGCACCUGUGCUGUCACCAGCUGAAGAUCUCGGUGAAGAACAUUCACAGCAUGAGCAAAUUCCUGAAUAUUCUGGAGCUUGGCUGCAUCCAGGAGGUGCAAGUGAACUCUGACUGGCGACUCCCCACCCUGGCCAAGUUUGCUCCCUACCUGGGCCGGAUGGGCAGCCUUCACACAUUGUAUCUCUCCCAUAUCAACGUUCCAUCCCGGAUCACCCCAGAAAACAAGGUGCAGUUCAUCUCCCAGUUUACCUCCCAGCUUACCAAGCUGCCCCACCUUCGAAGCCUUCAUAUGAACUCUAUCAACUUCCUGGCAGACCACCUGGACCAGGUGCUCAGGUGCCUGAAGAGCCCCCUGGAGACUCUCUCUGUAACGGCCUGCCUGCUCUCAGAAGCUGAUAUCUGCUAUCUCUCCCAGUGUCCAAAACUCAGCGAACUCAAACACCUGCACCUGAGUGGUGUCCCACUGACCCACAUCAGCCCCAAGCCCCUCCGAGUUCUGCUGGACAGAGUGGCAGCCACACUCAUGACCCUGAACUUGAUGGGCUGUGAGAUCACUGACUCCCAUCUCAAUGCCAUCCUGCCUGCCCUGAGCCAGUGCUACCAGCUCACCACCUUACGCUUUUUGGGGAACAGAAUCUCCAUGGCCAUGAUGGAGGAGCUGCUGGAGCACACAGGCAACCUCAGUGCUCUGAGACUUGAUCUUUAUCCAGCUCCAUUGGAGAGCUACAACACCUAG